Messenger RNA from Cladophialophora psammophila CBS 110553, 792 nucleotides. RefSeq lists its product as uncharacterized. The coding region runs from base 1 to 792 and encodes 263 amino acids. Gene Ontology annotation, cellular component: ribonuclease P complex; ribonuclease MRP complex. Gene Ontology annotation, molecular function: ribonuclease P RNA binding. Gene Ontology annotation, biological process: tRNA 5'-leader removal; rRNA processing. Lineage: Eukaryota; Fungi; Ascomycota; Eurotiomycetes; Chaetothyriales; Herpotrichiellaceae. The record is from RefSeq and is a predicted model, not a curated record. The transcript has a single exon.
AUGACCUCCUCACCGCGCGGCACCGUGCCAGCUCCGCUCGCGAACUCGCACUCCGCACACACGCUGCUCUCUCGCGCGCACUCCCCCGACGCAGCCUCACGGAUCUUCGCCGAGAAAGUCAAAACCAAACCGCUCCUUCUCCAGCCCACAUCCUCUGCCGACAGGGACAAGCGCGCCCUGCGCCGCCGCAUCCGUCUCCGCAAAAAGGAACACUACCUGCGCAAACGCAAACCGAAACCACUAAGUGCCCAGGAGAAGAGGGAGUUGGGGGUCUUCAAGCUGAAGAAGGAGGAGGUCAAAUAUGACAUCUACAAGGGCCUGCAUGAGCUGUGGAAGGGAUAUAUACUGGAGGUCCUCGGGUUCGUCAAGGGCGGCCAGACCGUACAAAGCAGUUUGGGGAGAGUGGUCAAGGCGCAAAGUCACGGCUCGCUCCUUGCGAGCGCGGACUUCCAUGGCGCGGAACUCGAGGUGGUUCGCUGCUCGGAUGCCGGCAAAAUAGGCAUCAAAGGCAUUGUGGUGAGGGAUACGAAGUUCACGUUUGUGGUUGUCACGGCAAGGGACGAGGUGAAGACGUUGCCAAAGAAGGAUUCUGUGUUUCGGUAUGCGAUCCCCGUCCCAGAGGACCGAAACGAAAUUGGGAACGAAGAUCCGCACAAAGAGAAAGACGAGGGCAGAGAGGAAAGUAAGCGGAGGAGAAUGCUGGUGUUCGAGCUACACGGGAACCAGUUCGAAUUUCGGCCAGCAGAGAGAGCAAACCGGAAGUUCAAGUGGAAGGCCAUGGAUUACUUGUGA